CAUGCAGGUAUUAUAUGUGGUCGGGCUUCUACUUGCCCUGGGAUAUGCUCAGGGUGACCCAAUUCGGCUGGAUGGCGAACCUGCCUACAUAGAGGAUAUCCGUAGCAAUGCCAACUCCCGCGUCGUAGCUGGCUGGGAGGCAGAAGAUGGUCAGAUCCCUCACCAGAUCAGCUUGCGGAUGGUGAGCGCGGCUGGUGGCGUGUCCUCGUGUGGCGGCUCCGUGAUCCACAACAACUGGGUCAUUACUGCAGCUCACUGUGUUGGCAACCGUUUCACUUUCGUGGUCCGCUUCGGCCUGACAAAUCUGACCCGUCCUCAGUUCCUGAUUGAGAGCACCCGCAAGUACAUCCACCCGAGGUACAACGAGGGCUCCGGCUCCGUGCAGACCGAUGACAUUGCUCUUGUUGGCAUCGACACCUCCGUACCUUAUGGCCAAUACAUCCAACCCUGCCGCCUGCAGAAUAGUGCCCAGCGUAACCUGGACUACACCGGGAUCAGGCUCACAGUCAGCGGCUACGGACGGACAGACGACCCGUGGAAUGGCGGUGCAGUCUCUGAGGUGCUGCGCUGGGUGUUCCUGAGAGGCAUCUCCAAUGACGAGUGUAGACAGUGGUAUUCCAGUGGUAUAGUACAGGACAGAACUAUAUGCGCGGAGUAUUAUAAUGAUACGGCACAAUCUUCCUGUCAGGGCGACAGUGGUGGUCCGCUGACGGUCGUGGAUGAAGACGGUCAAAUUACAAUGGUGGGCAUCGUCAGCUUUGGGUCUUCAGCCGGCUGCAACAGUCCCUUCCCUUCAGCAUACGUCCGGCCUGGUCAUUACCACGACUGGUACACAGAAGUGACCGGCAUCGACUUCGACUGGACUUUGGAAGACAAGAGUCAACCCCUCCACUUAGCCGCAGAUGCAGAAAUUAAGACACCCCUAGAGAUCAAUGAAUAG
Messenger RNA from Achroia grisella, 940 nucleotides. RefSeq names its product collagenase-like. The transcript is spliced from 8 exons. Lineage: Eukaryota; Metazoa; Arthropoda; Insecta; Lepidoptera; Pyralidae. The record is from RefSeq and is a predicted model, not a curated record. Gene Ontology annotation, biological process: proteolysis. The coding region runs from base 2 to 940 and encodes 312 amino acids. Gene Ontology annotation, molecular function: serine-type endopeptidase activity.